AGAGAGAGAGAGAGAGAGAGAGAGAGAGAGAGAGAGAGAGAGAGAGAGAGAGAGAGAGAGAGAGAGAGAGAGCACCCAGAGUUGCGUGCCAUCACUAUCCGUGUGAUGCACAUGUGGAUGUCCGCUUCUCCUGCGGAGAGGAACUGGGCUGAGCAUGAGCGCAUUCUUACUGCGAAGCGAAACAAGCUCGGCUUUGCCAAGAUGGCACAAGUGGUUGAGAUAACGACUAGUCUCAAACCGGCUUCAUGCAGGCAGCAUGGUGGUGGGUAUGUUCUGUCGUGGAUCAUGGACGACCACGACGACCAUAGACCUUGUGCGGCUGCGGGGGAGGACGGGGAGGACGGUGAUCCAGAGCAAGCAGAGUGGGGGCCGGGACCGGUUGGGACCGUCAGCGACGAGGAGUUGAGGAGGCAGAUUGUCAUGUUCACAUGCGACGGCACAGCCUCUCCUGGCGUGGCAGGGGAGCGCGGACUCGAGAGCGUUGGUGGCACCGGUGGUCGGCCCCAUGGAGAUGACGGCAAUCGAGGCGCAGAUAGUGAUAGCUUGGAUGGAGGUGACCGGGGAGACGUCGCAAAGGAGGAUACUGUCGAGAGAGUGAUCGUUGGCCUUCGCGCGACCGACAUGGAGGGUGGGAUGCCGGGAGGCCGUGACACUUCGCCGAUGGGGGAUGUUGUUAUGGCGGAGGAGGUAGGGUUGCGCACUGACCGUCAGGACAGUGACACUGGUGCACAACGUAGUCCUAUCAUGGAGGAUCACGUCGACGCUGACGAGGAGGCACGGCCGUCCCCACCAGGGGUUGCAGCGGGCGACAUGUCCCUCGCGUUGGUUGUGAGGCCCCCGCCAACUUUUUUCAACGACGAGAGCUACAUGGGUGGUCAUUUGGGCGAGAUGCUUGAGGAGUCCACCCCACCGGCUCUUGAUCCAGAGGACUUGGAGCGUGCGGGGAUGGAGGACCCUUACGUUCACGCAGGUCGGAGGAGUGAUCCCCGCCGGCCGCCAGAUGGAUUUGUGUCGCCUCCCAGGGAUUUGGGAGGGCGAGAAGGAGGACCUUGGGGGAUCGGGAGUGGGAUGGCGACGAAGGAGGUCGGAGAUAAGAGGGAAGAAGACGAAGUUGAAGAGGAUGAGGAGGAGGCGAAGGAGAAGAAGAAGCCGAAGAAGAAGAAGAAGAAGAAGAAGAAGAAGAAGAAGAAGAAGAAGAAGAAGAAGAAGAAGAAAAAGAAGAAGAAGAACAUGAACAAGAACAAGAAGAAGAAGAAGAGGAAGAAGAAGAAGAAGAAGAAGACAGCGGAUGGGAAUAGGGUAGUCGAUGUCCCCUUCGACAGACCUUCGUUGAUUGGAGUUGCCCGACCCUUGAUUUCAAUAAAGGAGGGGUGUUGAUUGCCCCUCAGGUGGGACGUAGGUUGUUUCGGGUUUCAUGUGUCUGAUCUGUGUUUUGGCAUGUUUGAUGAUUGUUUGUUGUGGUCGUUGAUGGGAAUCCUUUUCGUUAGGGUUAGGGUUUGAUGGCAGGAGGUCAAUCCUUCCCUCUCGCUCGGAAGUAAUCAAUGCCUCUGCUAUUUAGAAAGACAUGGCAGAUAUGGUGGAAGACGGAUUUGGCUUCACAUGACAUAAACAUACCGAAUGAACACAAUCACAUAGU
Messenger RNA from Chara braunii, 1636 nucleotides. NCBI's taxonomy places the organism in Eukaryota, Viridiplantae, Streptophyta, Charophyceae, Charales, Characeae. The record is from the annotation of a GenBank genome assembly.